UCUGUAUGGCCCACACAAUCAGGUAAAGAUAUGAGGGAAUCAAUUUCCCAAUGAUUGGCAACGGUAAGAGGAAAUUCGGGCCUAGUCAUCAUUCUUCAUCUUCUAAUUGGGCUGACUUUGGGCCUUUCAUUUCAACAUAAUAAUACCACCAAAAUGAUCAGUCUUGACUCUUCAAUCUCUCCUUCAACCAAUAACUCAUAUUGGCUAUCAAAUUCUGGCCAGUUUGCAUUUGGUUUCUACAAUCAAGACAAUGGUUUUGCCAUUGGAAUCUGGUUUAACAACAUAAAGGAGAAGAUAGUCAUAUGGACAGCAAACUGGGAUCAACAGCAGCCACUCCCACAGAGCAAAACACUUGCUUUGAUUGAUUUUGCCAACUCUGUUUCCCCUGAUCAGCCUGCUGCCUCAGCUUCAAUGCUCGAUUCGGGUAAUUUUGUUCUAUACAACUCAGAAUCUCAAAUCAUAUGGCAGAGAUUUGAUCAUCCAACAUAUACCCUUUUGCCAGGACAGAGUUUAGAGAGUGGAAAAGAUCUCAUCUCAGCCAUGUCUAAAUCAAAUCACUCACCCGGAAGAUUUCAUCUUGUCAUGCAACUUGAUGGUAAUCUGGUCCAGUACCCGAGAAUGAGCAAUGUAAAAGCCUACCAUGCUUACUGGAACUCACAAACUUAUGGGAAAGGAUCACAAAAUGUAACUCUGAACUUUGAUGCUAACGGUAACCUAUAUAUGUACAACACUACUAGCUCAAGUAAUAUAAAGACAUUUCAUUCUGUAGGUUGGGGACACAAGAGUGGGAAUGUUACUUAUCGUCUGACAAUUGAUGCAGAUGGAAUACUAAGGUUGUAUUCUCACAGUAUUGUUCAGGUCAAUAGCAGCUGGAAUAUCGAAUGGAAUUCGAGUAAUAAUAGGUGUGAUCCUACUGGAGUGUGUGGCAUGAAUGCAUAUUGUGUUCUUGAUCAAAAUCAACAACCCAAUUGUACAUGUCUUCCUGGUCACGAUUUCAUUCAUCAACAACAGAGAAGUUUGGGAUGUGAAAGGAGUAGCAGCAUAAAUUAUUGCACAGCUGAUAAUCGAGAUAAAGUUUCACUUGAAGAAUUUUAUGAAGUUUUGUGGGAAAACAACUCCUACUCUAUUGUGUCAAAGAACAACAGGAUUGCUUGUGAACAAGAUUGCUUGAAAGAUUGUCAAUGCGAAAUUGCUGUGUAUACAUCCAACACGUGCAACAAACUAAGGUUGCCACUGAGAUAUGCCAAACCGGAUCAGGGAAAUAGCGAUGUAGUGACCAUGGUCAAAGUGCUCAAUCAAAGUUCUGAGGCAACCACAACAGGGGUGACGAAAGGAAGAAGUGAACGAGUUCGAAUUGGAAUUUUUAUCAGCAGCAUUGUGUUUUCAUGUUUUGGCCUUAUGGCCUUGGCAAUUUCAAUUGCGCUUAUAUUCAAGUUUCGAAUGUGGGAAUACAGAAGGAUUGCAGAUCAGUGGCACCAUGAUUUUCUUGAGGAUGUUGCCAUUUGUCCAUACACAUUUGGUGAGCUAGAAAAGGCAACAGAAGGUUUCAAACAUCAAGUGGGAAAAGGAGCUUAUGGAGCAGUUUUCAAAGGUGUCAUACCAACAAACAGUUUCAGGAGAGUUGUGGCUAUAAAGAGACUAGAGAAAAUGGUUGCAGAUAACGAAAGAGAAUUCAGGAAUGAGAUGAAAGUAAUUGGAAAAACUCAUCAUAAGAACCUUGUUAAGCUUCUUGGUUACUGUUAUGAAGGAGCUAACAGGCUUUUGGUUUAUGAGUUCAUGAAAAACGGUUCUUUAGCAGAUUUCUUGUUCCAACCCGGAACCAAGCCAACAUGGGAAGAAAGAGCUGAAAUAGCUUUGAACAUAGCUAGAGGAAUGGCCUAUCUACAUGAAGAGUGUGAAACACAGAUAAUCUACUGUGACAUCAAACCCGAAAACAUUCUUAUGGAUGAACAAGCAUGCGCGAAAAUAGCUGAUUUCGGUCUCUCAAAGCUUCUGAUGCCUGAUCAAACCAGAACAUACACUGGUUUGAGAGGAACAAGAGGGUAUUGGGCACCAGAGUGGCAUAGGAACAUGCCAAUAACAGUGAAAGUAGAUGUUUACAGCUAUGGAAUUAUGUUGUUGGAGAUUGUGUGCUGUAGAAGGAGUGUGGAUAUGGAUGUUCCUGAGAAUGAAGUUGUUCUUGCUAAUUGGGUUUAUGACUGUUUUGUGGAUGGUGAAAUGGGAAAACUAGUUCAUGAAGAAGAUGUGGAGAGUAAUGAGCUGAAGAAGAUGAUUAAGUUGGGACUUUGGUGUAUUCAAGAUGAACCAUCUUUGAGACCUUCAAUGAAGAAAGUUUGUAUGAUGUUGGAAGGGAUUGUUGACAUUCCAACACCUCCAAUUCCUUCUUCCUCUAUUAGUGUAGUUAGUAUUGUUUGAUAAAUUGUAAUGGAUACAAAUUUUGUAUAGAAACCAAAUUAGUGUUCCUCUCAAAUCUCAACAAUAGACUUAUCACUUUCUUGUUAGAACAGUCUUAGCCCCAUAUCUCUAGCUACCUCAACACAGAGUUUGCCUUUAUAAAAGUUCUUUGAGCCACCUACUAAGUGUUGAUUGAUAUACAAUGACUGAGAAAGUCCUGUUGAAACAGUUACAACUUGAGACUUGAAGUUAAAUUAUAUAUAUAUAUAGGAUGUCUAGGGACAUUGAUUUUGUCCCUACGAUAGUGAUGUUUUUAAAGCCAUAAAUAUUUGAUCUAAUGAUGACAAAUGAAUAUGUGUAUAAUAAUAGUUCACAUUUGGGUGCAUUAGAUUAUUUUUUAUUUUUUAAUAAUAUUUUUAAAAUUCAUAUACUUUUACAAAUCAAUUAAAUAAUAUUUAAAAUUUCAAAAAAAAAAAUGGUAUUAAGGUGGAUAAAGCCAAGGUAUCGACAAUUGAAAACUUACCUCCUCUAGUGUGAGUUAAGGGAGUUCGAAGUUUCUUGGGGGAUGUUGGAUUCUAUAGAAAAUUUAUCAAAGAUUUCUCCAAAAUUUCUAAAUCCUUAUCUAAUUUACUUGCUAAGAGCACUCACAACAGUUUCUUUACUCUAUUCUUCAAAAUACAUCAUUAAAACUCUACUUUCUUUAUUUUACAUCAAACUUUUA
Messenger RNA from Cannabis sativa, 3115 nucleotides. RefSeq names its product G-type lectin S-receptor-like serine/threonine-protein kinase LECRK1. The record is from RefSeq and is a predicted model, not a curated record. The transcript has a single exon. Gene Ontology annotation, biological process: protein phosphorylation; recognition of pollen. Bases 154 to 2415 code for a protein of 753 amino acids. Lineage: Eukaryota; Viridiplantae; Streptophyta; Magnoliopsida; Rosales; Cannabaceae. Gene Ontology annotation, molecular function: ATP binding; protein serine/threonine kinase activity.